AUGGAAUAUUUUGAAUUUGUGCUUAUAUUGCAUCUUAUGAUCAAAUUAUUGGGCAUAACUAAUGAUUUAUCACAAUGCUUCAUGUUGCAGAAAAUUAAUGAAAUACGAGAGAAUGAUUGUGAGGACCUAUUUGAGGAGGUAAAUACUUUUUGUCUCCUAUAUCACAUCGUUAUACCAAAUAUGGAAGAUACAAUAACUGUUAGGGGUCGUUCAAGGGUCAUGGUGGACAGUUGGUAA
Messenger RNA from Phragmites australis (common reed), 237 nucleotides. RefSeq lists its product as uncharacterized. NCBI's taxonomy places the organism in Eukaryota, Viridiplantae, Streptophyta, Magnoliopsida, Poales, Poaceae. The transcript is spliced from 2 exons. The coding region runs from base 1 to 237 and encodes 78 amino acids. The record is from RefSeq and is a predicted model, not a curated record.